This is a messenger RNA of Boeremia exigua, 619 nucleotides long. RefSeq lists its product as uncharacterized. Lineage: Eukaryota; Fungi; Ascomycota; Dothideomycetes; Pleosporales; Didymellaceae. Bases 10 to 483 code for a protein of 157 amino acids. The record is from RefSeq and is a predicted model, not a curated record. The transcript has a single exon.
AUCGAGACAAUGUCAGCACCGCCCACCCCGCGCAGUGCAGCCCCCAGCCUCGACAACGGCAGCCGCUGCGCCGCCAGACGCUCUGCCCGUGCGCGCUCCCACUCCUCGCGCACGCCCAGCCCCAGCAAGAAACCCACACCGCAGUCGUACCGCCGCGGCAACAUGCGCUACGCCAACGCCCUGGUCGACGCCCUCGGCCAGCUCCCACCUGCCAUUGACGGCGAGGCGCGCCGUGUCUUGGGGCUUCAGUCAUGGGCCGAGCUAGCACAGCCAGACACACACGCCCAGACACCGCCGGAGAUGCAAGCACGCCUCGCAGAGCUGGCGGCCACUUACUGUGCCGACUCGCUGCUCAAUGCGCGCGAGUGUGCGCUUGAGGGCAACUGGAAGAGCAGCCUCUUCACCCUUCUGCGCAACAUCGACCUCCUCGCUCUAGACACCUUGUGCUUACACAUGUCGGAGAGGGCUUGGUCCCCGGCCUGAAGCCUGCAGCGCCUCCUCUCGACGGCCUGCAAGAAGCCGGCGACGGGUCUGCCUUGACUCUCGUCGACUCUCAACACCCCGCCAUGACCGCUACUACCGCGCCUUCCUUCCCUAGCUGCGUGCCCUCUCUACUGCU